Molecule: messenger RNA, 3645 nt
Organism: Solea solea (common sole)
Lineage: Eukaryota; Metazoa; Chordata; Actinopteri; Pleuronectiformes; Soleidae
Gene: hmmr
Product: hyaluronan-mediated motility receptor (RHAMM)
Exons: 20
Coding region: 129-3239 (1036 amino acids)
Cellular component (GO): membrane
Molecular function (GO): hyaluronic acid binding
Source: RefSeq, a predicted model, not a curated record
UACGUAUGACGUUAUUUUGAAAUUUCAGCGGUCACACACAGGCAUUUGUUGUGUGUGUGUCACAGGGCGCUGCAGCCUUGUGGAUAUCAUUUGACAAUUCAACAUUAUUUACGUAAACUGGCUGUAAAAUGUCGUUUUCAAGAGCCCCGGUGAAAAGGUUCAACGAGAACGUGGGUUGUGCCCCUGCGCCGGGGUCCUAUGAGAUCAAACCCGGGGACCUAAAGGGAGUAGCGUCCUUUGAGAAGUCUGAUCGAUUCAGAGCUCUAAAGGCUGCUGCUGGGGCUCUCCUACCACCGCCAUCUCCUUCCAGAAAUUUCCUGGUGUCACCUGUCCGCAGGACUAUGUCAGUGGAUGCUCUUGUCGAAGGGUCAAGUGUGAAGAAAGAGAAGAAUGGCAUGACCAUGGAAAGGAAACAGCAGAAACUCUUGGAGAAAGAGAUAAGGUCCCUGGUUCAGCAGCGAGGGGAUCAGGAUCGUAGAUUGCUUGCCCUGGAGGAAGACCUGAAAAAGGUGGAGGCCAAGCUGUUGGCCACAGUCAGAGAGAAGACAGGCCUCUCUGCCAGUGUUACCACUCUUGAAAGACAGCGGGCUGAGCUCAAGAGAGUCAAUGAGUUUCUUAAAAACAAGGUUUCUGCUGACACCACAAAAAAGAGAAUCAAUUCACUAACGAUGGAGUUGAUGGAGGCCAGGAACACUUUGGAUGUUAAAAGUCGGGAGUUAAGUGUCCUGCAGGUUAACACUACGGGCCACCUGAAGGUGCUAGAAACAGACCUUCAAGCUGCCAUGGCUACUGCCACUGCUCUAAAAGACAGAAACAAAGACUUGGAGGAACUCCAUCAAGUGACAAAAAUCCAGAAUGAAGAGCUUGAGAAUGACAACACUAAGUUACAUGCUGUGAUUCGAGAGCUGAGGGAGGAGAUCAGAGUCUUGCAGGAAUACCUGGAUGCAGCCAAUGACCAGAUCCAGGAUCUUCGAUUGAUGCUUCAAGAAAAGACACAAGAGAACUCACUCACUGUUUCUCAGCUGCAGAAACUAAAGCAGCUGGAAACCAAACUGGAGCAACACAACACUGAGUUUGAAACCACUCGAGAUAUUCUGAGGCAUAAAGAGGAUGAGGCACUAAAAUUCCAGCUAGAGCUGCAGGUGUCUAAGGAUGCAUUAUGGGAAGUGGAAAAGAGGCUGGAAAACCAAGAGCAGACACUGAAGUCUGCACAAAAGUCAGUGAGUGACAUGGAGGAGCAGAUGAAGUUAGCAAACCAAGAAGUGCACAACUCUCAAGCAACAGUUCGCCUGCAGGAGGCAGAGCUGGCAAGACUGAGGGAGGUGCUCAGGCGGACGGAGAAGGAGCUGGAUGAGAGGGUUGCACAUCUUGAACAGCGAUGUCUUUACUCUGAGGAGGAGAGGAGCAAGACUCAGGAGGAGGGGCUGAGGAGAGUGCAGGAAUUAAAGACAGAACUCAACCUGCUAAAGGAAUUUAAACGAGAUGAGGAGAAGAGAAAAAUCCAGCUCCAGCUAGAACAUGCCACUCUUAACGAGGAACUGACGAGAGAAAAGGCACUUGUGGACUCUCUGUCUGUGCUGGUGGAGCAGGAGAGAAAAGACUCAGAGGAACAGCUAAAACAGCUAAAGGAGGAGAUGGAGGAGGUGCUGGGUGAAUUUGCUCUUAUGGAGGAGCAGGAACAGAGGAGUCAAGAGAUGCAAGAGAAAAAUCAGCAGCUGCAGGACGAAAACGAUGAGCUGGAGAGACAGCUGAAUGAUGCCAGGGCACAGCUGGAAAGUAAAGGCCAAGAUCUGGCAGCUUUGAAAAAGGAGCAUUUAUCAGCCACAAGACAACUCCAAGAUGCACGCAAAAACUCCCUGAGCAAGAUUGGAGACAUUGUCACAGAGAUGGAAAGUACCAAAGAGGCUCUGAAGGGAGCAGAGGAGAGACAGAAAGAGCUGGAAGAGGAGGUGGAGAGGGUUACCCAGCAGAUGAAGGAGGAGAUGGACAAAGUGGUUAAACAGAAAGAAGAGGAGAUCAAGAGAGUAAAGGAGGGGUUGGAGGAGAGCCAGGAGAGACAGUUAGCUGAAGUGAAAGCCAGGGAAGAGAGUGCAAAAAUGUUGCUGGAGGUGCAGACUCGUCUUGCACGGAAAGACGAAGAGAUGAAGGCCAUGGAGGUGAACCAUGCCGACCAGCUCAGCCAUUUACAGCAAGAGCUACAGCUGCAGACAAAGGAGAGGGAAGCAGCGCUGGGGCUAUUAGAGGAACAGAGGGGUCAGAGUCUUACUUGGCUCCAAAAUGAGAAGGAAAAAGCACAGAAGCUAGUGGAGGAGGUCGGCUUUGCAAAAGAGGAAAUGAUGGAACAGCUCAAUGAAGAAAGAGAAGAGAAAGUCAAAAUUCAGACAGCUCUUGAGGAGAACAGGGGAGCAUUGGAGGUUGAAAGGAAAGACCAUGAGCAGGUCAAGUCACAAGUGCUCAGACUGCAAGCUGAGCUUGAGAGGGUGGGGGAGGAACAAAAGAGUCUUCUGUCUCAAUUACAACUCAAAGACCAGUCCAGGCUUCUUCUUGAAGAUAAGCUAAAUGUGGCAGAACAGGAUAGAAGUCUGCUUCAAUCUCGUCUAGAUGAGGUUGUACAAGAGUCUAUUAGCUUCCAGGCCCAAUUAGACAUCAUGGAGGUCCUGCAGCACAAGCUGGAAGAACAGCAACAAGAUGGACAGGCUCUGCAAGAGCAGGUGGAAGUGCUGUCACAGGAGAAGGUUACACUGCAUUGGGAGAUGGAAGAGCAGCGACAGGAACUGCAAAGACAGAUAACUGAAGCACAAGAAAAGAGCAUCCCAAGUUCAGAGACAGAACACUGGAGGAAACAAUAUGAGGAGCUGUUUGCUAAAGUCAGGCCCUUCCAGGAACAGCUCAACGCAUUUGCAACAGAGAGAAAUGCACUGCUCAAUGAAAAUGGGGUCAAUCAAGAGGAGUUAAACAAACUGGCUGACGCUUAUGCUCGUCUGCUGGGCCACCAGAACCAGAAGCAAAAGAUUAAACAUGUAAUAAAGCUGAAAGAUGAGAACGUCUCCCUCAAACAGGAGGUGUCUAAGCUGCGCUCACAGGUGAGCCGACAAAAGAGUGAUCUGGAGCAGCUGAAGUCAAACCUGCCCGGUGCUCCUCGCCGCAGGUUUGAUCCCAGCAAAGCUUUCCAACACGACAAGGAGAACAGAGCAGACCAAGCCAGUGAACCUCUUAGAGAAGGGAAUCAUUACGCAUAGUGGAGGGAACUCUUCAAAAAACUAACAACUUUUAAUUUCUAAGGUUGGGCCUUUUGAUUAUUUGACCAGCCUCUAACAAGUGUUAAACAUUCUCAGCACAUUCUCACAUUGCAAUGUUUUAUAGCUUUUUGUAGUCAAAAUGUUGCUUAAAGAGCCUAAUGUAUUUUGAUUUUGAAAAGAAAUGUGUGAAAAAAGCAGUGUGUGAAAAAUGAUGAGGACAUAGAUGAUGUCUUUGUUGCUUAAAAAAAGCAUACUUGGCAUAAACAUUUAUAAUGCAUUUUAGAAUUUUAUCUUUGUAAGUUUCUUAGAAAUCUUAGGGCAGCAGAACUAGGAACUCUUUGAUGUGGAAUAGCUCUUUAUAAAACUCUUCUUUGUAAAUAAAGGCAAAUUUUAACUCUCUUCUUAA